Xiphias gladius (swordfish) is the source of this 3049-nucleotide messenger RNA. Its product is annotated as calsyntenin-2-like. The record is from RefSeq and is a predicted model, not a curated record. The transcript is spliced from 17 exons. Lineage: Eukaryota; Metazoa; Chordata; Actinopteri; Istiophoriformes; Xiphiidae. Gene Ontology annotation, biological process: positive regulation of synapse assembly; positive regulation of synaptic transmission; homophilic cell-cell adhesion. Gene Ontology annotation, molecular function: kinesin binding; amyloid-beta binding; X11-like protein binding. Bases 190 to 3018 code for a protein of 942 amino acids. Gene Ontology annotation, cellular component: cell surface; postsynaptic membrane.
CCCACAUACCAGUGAACUGUUUCCACACUCUGCUUGAAGAGGUAGGAGAGAACCCGAGGCGCUGAGUAAGAGGAAAGAGGGCGGACAAGAAGAAGGAGAAAGAAAGACAGAGAAAGAGAGAGGAGGAGAGAAGAGGAAAGAGGUCGCCGUAGUCCCGCUCCUUCCCCGGGCUCAAUCUCCGCCGAGAAGAUGCUGAGAAUAGCCGGCGUGCUGGCUCUGGUGGCUCUGGGGUUGAGCGCCGCUCACAUCAGAGUGAAUAAACACAAACCGUGGAUUGAGACAUCAUACCAUGGGGUGAUCACUGAAAACACUGACAUCGUUCUGCUGGAUCCUCCUCUGGUGGCCCUUGACAAAGACGCCCCUAUCCCCUACGCAGGGGAAAUCUGUGCGUUCAACAUCCACGGGCUGGAGGCUCCGUUCAAAGCAGUGGUGCUGAACGGUACGUCUGGCGAGGGCCAGCUGAGGGCCCGUGGCCUGGUGGACUGCGAGUUGCAGAAGGAAUACACAUUCAUCAUCCAGGCUCACGACUGCGGUUCGGGCCCCGGGGGCACGGAGGGCAAGAAGUCCCACAAGGCGGUGGUGCAUAUCCAGGUCAACGAUGUGAAUGAGUUCGCUCCUGUGUUUCGGGAGCCCCAGUACCACGCCGCAGUGACAGAGGGCAAGAUUUACGACAGCAUCCUGCAGGUGGAGGCCACUGACCAGGACUGCUCCCCACAGUACAGCCAGAUCUGUAACUACCAGAUCACUACAACCACCACACCCUUUGCUAUAGAUCGCAAUGGUAACAUCCGGAACACAGAGAAGCUGAGCUACGACCGCCAGCAGCAGUACGAGAUCCAGGUGACUGCAUGGGACUGCGGCCAGAAGAGGGCGCUGCACAGCGUCCCUGUUCACAUUGACGUCAAGCCUGUCUGCAAACCUGGCUGGCAAGGUUGGAACAAAAGAGUGGACUAUGAGCCUGGAACUGGAAGUAAGCAGCUGUUUCCUAAGAUGCAUCUGGAGACCUGUGGUGGGCCGCUGUCGUCAGUGAGGACCACAGUGGAGCUGCAGACCAGCCACAUUGGGAAGGGCUGCGACCGGGAAACCUACUCUGAGAAAUCUCUACAGAAACUCUGUGGGGCCUCCUCAGGCAGCACUGACCUUCUACCUGCCUCGAGCGCUGCCACCAACUGGACGGCUUCCCUGGUGACUGACAGCGGGAGGGACAGUGACUUGAUCUUCAGGUUUGAUGGUCGUCAGGCUGCGAAAAUCCCAGACUGGGUGGUACCCCAGAAUCUGACAGACCAGUUUACCAUAGCAACGUGGAUGAAACAUGGACCCAGUCCUGGACUCAGAGCUGAGAAGGAGACACUACUCUGUAACUCAGACAAGACUGAGAUGAACCGUCAUCACUACUCGCUGUAUGUCCAUAAUUGCCGCUUGGUGUUUCUGCUGAGGAGAGACUUCACACAGGUGGACACAUUCAGACCGGCAGAGUUCCACUGGAAAUUGGAGCAGAUCUGUGACAAGGAGUGGCAUUACUACGUCAUCAAUGUGGAAUUCCCAGUGGUUAUGCUCUAUGUGGAUGGAGUGACUUACGACCCCUACCUGGUGACAGACGACUGGCCCAUCCACCCCUCACAGAUUGAUGUGCAGCUGACAGUCGGGGCCUGCUGGCAAGGUGGGGAGGUGACCAAGCCCCGGUUCACUCAGUAUUUCCGGGGCAGCCUAUCUGGACUCACUAUCCGACCGGGGAAGAUCGAGAGUCAGAAAGUCAUUUCCUGCUUGCAGGCCUGCAAAGAGGGACUGGACAUCAACUCCCUUGAGAGCCUGGACAAGAGCAUAAAGUUCCACUUUAACCCAGCCCAGUCUAUCCUGGUAAUGGAGGGAGAGGACUUGGAGAACAUGAACGCUGCUGUGAGGAAAGUGUCCUACAUCAACUCUCGCCAGUUUCCAACACCAGGCAUCCGACGUCUGCGCAUCUCCACCACUGUCCAGUGUUUUGGUGAAGACACUUGUAUCACCAUCCCCGACAUUGAUGCGGUGGUGAUGGUGCUGCAGCCCAGCGAGCCCAGGAUCACCAUCACUGGAGUGGAGAGACUGAGCCGGCCGGCUUCCGACCUCAGAGCGCCAGGUGGCAUAGCUCUUUUCCAGGACCUCCACAUCAUCAGCACGGUGACCAGGGCAGAUGCCACCGCACAUCACACAGGUAUGGACUUUAACAUACAGUCACGUCGACCCGGGGUGCUGGAGGAGAUCAUUCACAACUUGGACUACUGUGAUGUCCUUGUGCUGGGGGAGGAGUUAAGGCCAGGGCAGGAGUCUCUCCAACUGCGGCGAAGCGCUCUGCUUGGAAAGCACCUUGACGCCACCAACUCCACCUCUGGCAUGUCAAUAUAUGGCGUAGACUCCAUGUCUAACUAUGAACAGGUGAUCAGACAGGUGCGUUACUAUAACUGGCAGCCUGGACCACUAACAGAAAGAAGAUUUCGCCUCACCUGCUCGGAGCUCAAUGGACGCUACACCAGCAACGAGUUCAGCCUGGAGGUAAGCGUACUGCACAGAUCAGAAGCUGGAGAACAUGUCAAUCAUAUGGUAGCCCCGCCUCAGUACAUGCAGGUGGUCCACCAUCCGUCCAUGAUUCAUGGCCUGUACCCCAGCCACAACGCAGGCGUACCAAGUGCUGCCACGGUGGUAAUUGUAAUGUGUAUCACUGCCCUGGUGGUGGUCGUGGUGCUGGGCAUCUACCGCAUUCACCUGACCCACCAGCAGGAGGUCAAGCUGGCCGAGACGGCGAAAGAGGCAGAUGUGACCUGGAACGACUCAGCUCUGACGAUCACCAUCAAUCCAAUGGAGGAGGAGGAGGAGGAAGAAGAAGAGGAGGAGGAAGAGGAGGAAGAUGACGAGGAAGAGGAGGACGAUGACAUCACCAGCGCUGAGUCGGAUGACAGCGAGGAGGAAGUGGACGUCCAGCUACCCAGGAUGCAACGCUUGAGCAAGAAGGGCCAAAACUGGGACAAAACAGCAAUAUCAUAUUGAAACACAUGCUCACAGUCACUCGCACACAUUU